AUGUUUUAUUAAGUGUAAUCAGAACACAGUGUAUUAAGUAUUUUGGUCUAAUUUUAGUGGUUUCUAAGAAAAUUCCCUAAUUCAUACUGUGAGGUCACAUAUUUAGGUAGAAUACUAUAUAAUUAAAUUAUCCUCAGCCUUGUCUCUCAAUUCUGCUACUAAAACUUUCCUUUGGCUUUUAGAAAAUAACCUUAAAUGGAUACUGUUGCUUAAGAUUUAACUGACUAUAAAUGCGGUGGUGUGUCAUAUGAGAUUGUGAGUCUUUGACAGGCAGAAUCAUGAUUUAUUUACUUUUUAAUCCUCAGUGCCUAUGACAGAAGCUGAAGCGUAAAUAUUCAGUGCCAAGGUACUGUGAAAAUACUGGAAUCAUUUAAUUAUCUCUGGAGGCUUGAGAAGGGCAUCGGGAAAAUAAAACCCAUAUAUUCAGGAUUUAAUAGGGUUACUCAAGGUCUUAAAGGGGUGCUAGUAACGGUGGUGAUCAUGGUGCUCAGAAAGGAAUUAGUUCUCAAAAGUGCAAGCAUAGCGGGCCUGAGGAACUGCAAAUACCGGCUGUAACAGCCCACUCCUACGGAUUCUUUAGCCUUCUGGCUAAACAUCGCCACAGCUAGUUGAAUCAGUUUGAGUAGCACUAGAUAUUUCAAGUCAGACCUCAGAUCCCACUCUCCCGGCCACCCCAGAGUGCAGGGCUGUCCAAUACAAUACAGAUGUGCUGCUGAAUCUGAAUGUCAAAUAAAUAUUUAGUGACGUCUCCAAUGUUUGGGACAUACUUAUAUAAAAUUCAAGGUUCAUAUUUUUAUUUGCUUUGAUUGUGUGUAUUUCUAUAUGCUGCGUCUGGCAACGCCAGCAGGGUGAUAAGAACUAGCACGGUUCUGCUGUGGUAAAUAAUCACAAAUAAAACGCCACCAUGACCCUGGAUUUCUGUAGCCUUUUCACGAAAGUCUCGCCAAUCAGAAGCAAGCAGGGUGUUAACCUGCUUCCUGAAAAGAGACGCUAAAACUAGGCAACCAGAGGGCGAAGGCACACAACCUUCCGCAACAUCCAGUAGGCAUGCGCAAACGCACGGUGACGCUGCAUCCCGCGCUGAGGGGUGGGGACGACUGAGCGUCGCUCUUGCACGUGAUCUAAGCGCCACUUUUUGAUUGUCUGCCUCGGGGGCGCGGCGCUCGGGCUCGGACGCCCCGGAUUGGUCCUUGGGGGUAGCGAGGCGGGACUCUGGCUACAGCCGCGGGAGGUCCGGACUUGGGCGGCCAUGGGACUCGCCGGCAACAGAGGACACAUAUCUUAGCUGGGUUGCUCUAAGGACUGAUGUCUAAACCAUCUCAGCAUGGCCUGUAGAGGAGGAGGUGGGGAUGCCAAGGCUCCUUCAGCUCCACUCUUCCUGGUUAGCCCUGGAAGCUUUUCCACCUGUACAGCCCACUCUCAUAAUAUAUGCAUGGUAUCUGACUUUUUCUACCCAAACAUGGGAGGAGUGGAAAGCCACAUAUACCAGCUCUCUCAGUGCCUGAUUCAAAGAGGGCACAAGGUCAUAAUUGUCACCCAUGCUUACGGAAAUCGAAAAGGCAUCCGUUACCUCACUAAUGGGCUCAAAGUCUAUUACUUGCCUCUGAAAGUCAUGUACAACCAAUCUACAGCCACGACCCUCUUUCACAGUCUGCCAUUGCUCAGGUACAUAUUUGUUCGGGAGAGAGUCACGAUAGUCCAUUCCCAUAGUUCUUUUUCUUCCAUGGCCCAUGAUGCUCUCUUCCACGCCAAGACAAUGGGGCUCCAUACAGUCUUCACGGACCAUUCCCUCUUUGGAUUUGCUGAUGUCAGCUCGGUGCUCACAAACAAGCUUCUAACUGUGUCGCUUUGUGACACAAACCACAUCAUUUGUGUCUCUUAUACUAGUAAGGAAAAUACUGUACUAAGAGCAGCACUGAAUCCUGAAAUAGUGUCCGUCAUUCCUAAUGCAGUAGAUCCUACUGACUUCACUCCAGAUCCAUUUAGGAGGCAUGAUAGUAUAACUAUUGUUGUUAUCAGCAGACUUGUUUACAGAAAAGGGACUGAUUUGCUUUGUGGUAUAAUACCCGAGCUCUGUCAGAAAUAUCAAAAUUUAAAUUUCAUAAUUGGAGGAGAGGGACCAAAGAGAAUCAUUUUGGAAGAAGUACGGGAACGAUACCAACUACAUGACAGGGUGCAUCUUUUGGGAGCUUUACAACACAAGGAUGUUAGAAAUGUCUUAGUUCAAGGACAUAUUUUUCUUAAUACCUCCCUAACCGAAGCAUUCUGCAUGGCGAUUGUGGAAGCAGCCAGUUGUGGUUUACAGGUUGUAAGUACCAAGGUUGGAGGAAUUCCUGAGGUGCUUCCAGAAAAUCUCAUUGUUUUAUGUGAACCUUCAGUAAAAUCUUUGUGUGAAGGGUUGGAAAAGGCUAUCUUCCAGCUGAAGUCAGGGACUCUUCCAACCCCAGAAAAUAUCCAUAGCAUAGUAAAGACUUUCUAUACCUGGAGGAAUGUUGCAGAAAGAACUGAAAAGGUGUAUGAGCUGGUCUUGAAGGAAGAUGUGUUGCCCAUGGACAAGCGACUGGAUAGGCUCAUUUCUCACUGUGGCUCAGUAACAGGCCACAUUUUUGCUUUGUUAGCUGUUUUCAACUAUCUGUUCCUUAUCUUCCUAAGAUGGAUCACUCCGGAUUCUACCAUUGAUAUUGCAAUAGAUGCCACUGGGCCAAGGGGUGCCUGGACUCACCACUCUCCUCACGGUGAAAAAAGGGGUGAGAAUAAGAAGGUGUCUAAAACCAGGUAGAAGAAAGCCUGCCUUGUAAAGUUUUAAAUAUUUGUAACACUUCUAUUAAGAUGAUUGAAAAUAACCUUGCUUUUUUGUUUUUGUCAGUAAGUUACGCUACCUCUAUACCAUUCAAUGUUUUAUUUUGAGGAAAGAUUAAAAACUUAUGCAAUUCCUGAGUGUAGAAACUCCUUGUACUUCUUUACAAUGUAGGAGGGAACAUUUAAGCCACUCAGGUAUGAAAUUUUUCAGAUACUGAAAUCCCUCUAGCAGAGAUGUUUUAACAUUAUAUUUUAAGAGCUUUGGGUGCUGAAGGGCCAAAUGUUUCUGGGCAUUUUUGGCCAAUUUUUAAUGUUAAACCAUUACUUAGAUGUUCACCAAAUGUUUACAAGUUUUCUUUAGGGAAGUAUACCAAUUACGGAAACUAUUUAAGUCAUGUUCAUAGACAUCUAUUAGGCAUUUAAGUGAUGCUCUUAAGGAUUUAUUGGGUCCACUCAGUAAGCGUUACAUAUAAGCAGCAGGUUUCUUGAAUAAGAUGGCGUGUUAGUUAACCAGCAUGUUUUGAUCACCUGCUAUGUGUAAACUGCUGGUAAUACCAGGGAUGUAUUCACACUUUAUCAUUCACACAGCUUACUUCAUUAUAGUCAUGGUUGACAUGAAGUGGUAAAAUAUCUAACAUGCCAAAAAUGCUCAUGCUAGUUAAUGCCAGGAAGAAAUCACUGGUAUAUUCCAAGUCUUCCUUUGAUUGUAUUGUAUGUAUUCUCCUAGGUAGAGCCCCCGUCUGUUUAUGAAGAGCCCUUUUGCUUUUUAAAUUCUAGGGACCGAUAUCACUGUUGAUGAUAGUGCAGAGAAAGCCUCCACAUUUUUCAGUACAUAAUUUAGUCCUCUGUAAAUGCCUUCUUGUUACCUGAGCAGAAUGAAUGAGGUGUGCCAUCUCAAAACCAGCUGCUACUGUAUCCUUUUGAUAUAAGUCACUACCCUCCACUGUGGCCUAGCUGAUGUCUGAUACAUGUUGUCAGUGUGCAAAAGGCUUUACUCCAGAGUGUUUUAUUUAUAGCAAAACAAGUCUGAAAAUUUUAGGAACACAAGUCUCUUUGUGGAUGGAUGUUGUUAACUGUAACCAUUGUUGGCCAGAGCCAUGGGUUUUUAACCCCCAAUUAUCCACAUGGUGUGUAGUAUUCUUUGAACUCUUUAGAAUAAGUUUUUGUGAAAAAAAGACUGUGAAAUCAAAACAAUGAGGCGCUUGUGUGUGCACUAGAUAGAUUCUGUCAGUAUUGUGAUUCUGCACAGGAUAUUUUUAAUGACAGCAUUCACAAAACGUCUUACCUUCUAAAAAGUAUCUUAUGCCUGUUACCCGAUUGCCACUGAUAUAAAAGAAAUAUAUUAGUGUUCUGUUUAUACUAAAACACAAAUGCAAGAGUGCAAUUUUUUAAAUCUAGUAGUUAGAAAUUCUUUUGUUGGAAAAAAAUGGACUGACCCUAACCAUUCAGUCUUAUUAAGAUUUUUAUGCAUUGAAACUGAUACAGACAUGAAGUAAACAGUGCCAAUAUUCAUGGUAAAGUGAGAAAUGGUUAAUAUUUGGUUUUGUUUGUUCUACUAAGCAGUUUUUAAAGGCACACUGCUAUUUUUCCUUUUGUGUCUUGAUAUUUUUCAAAAUUGUUUAAUUCUUGAAUUGUCAUUUGUUUAAGAUGAAAAUAAAAUUUAAAAGUGGUUGAUUUUGCUUAUAAAAUGUGUAAUUUACAAGUCAGAAUUAUUUUACCGUUUUUAAAAGGAAGUCAAUUUAUUUGUCUUAAGUUAAAUCUUCAUUUUCAGGCUUCCUGGAUACCUUAAUUAUAACUGUCAGUGUUGCACUGUUCAGUAUGUGGAAACACAUUGCUCUGCUCUGCUACUUACAUUUAUUUGCAAGUGAAUUUAACAGUGAUGAGGAAAUUAUUAAAAAUGUAUUUCCUUUUAUGUUAUAAGCAGUUGCACAUGUAACUGAUUUGUUAAAACAUGCUACAUGUCCAAAAAUAAAGAAUGACAUUUUGACAAUUC
Heterocephalus glaber (naked mole-rat) is the source of this 4792-nucleotide messenger RNA. RefSeq names its product phosphatidylinositol glycan anchor biosynthesis class A (gene Piga). Gene Ontology annotation, cellular component: glycosylphosphatidylinositol-N-acetylglucosaminyltransferase (GPI-GnT) complex. Gene Ontology annotation, molecular function: phosphatidylinositol N-acetylglucosaminyltransferase activity. Gene Ontology annotation, biological process: GPI anchor biosynthetic process. The record is from RefSeq and is a predicted model, not a curated record. NCBI's taxonomy places the organism in Eukaryota, Metazoa, Chordata, Mammalia, Rodentia, Bathyergidae.